Molecule: messenger RNA, 1995 nt
Organism: Prionailurus viverrinus (fishing cat)
Lineage: Eukaryota; Metazoa; Chordata; Mammalia; Carnivora; Felidae
Gene: TOR1A
Product: torsin family 1 member A
Exons: 5
Coding region: 101-1099 (332 amino acids)
Biological process (GO): protein localization to nucleus; nuclear membrane organization
Cellular component (GO): endoplasmic reticulum; endoplasmic reticulum lumen; nuclear envelope
Molecular function (GO): ATP binding; ATP hydrolysis activity; kinesin binding
Source: RefSeq, a predicted model, not a curated record
CAAAGAUGGCGGCCGCGCCCGGGAGGAACCGGAAGCGCGGUCUGGCAGCGGCGCGGGUCCGGGGCAGGCGCGAGAACGCGCGGGCGGCGCGGGUCCGGGUAUGAAGCUGGGCCGGGCCGCGCUGGGCCUGCUGCUGCUGGCGCCUUUGGCGGUGCGGGCGGUAGAGCCCAUCAGCCUGGGGCUGGCCCUGGCCGGCGUCCUCACCGGCUACAUUUACCCGCGCCUCUAUUGCCUCUUCGCGGAGUGCUGCGGCCAGAAGCGGAGUCUCAGCAGGGAGGCGCUGCAGAAGGAUCUGGACAGCAAGCUCUUUGGACAGCAUCUUGCAAAGAAAGUCAUCCUAAAUGCUGUGUCUGGCUUCAUAAGCAACCCGAAGCCGAAGAAACCUCUCACGCUCUCUCUGCACGGGUGGACGGGCACCGGCAAAAAUUUCGUUAGCAAGAUCAUCGCGGAGAAUAUUUACGAGGGUGGUCUGAACAGUGACUAUGUCCACCUGUUUGUGGCCACACUGCACUUCCCACACGCCUCCAACAUCACCCUCUAUAAGGAUCAGUUACAGUUGUGGAUUCGUGGCAACGUGAGCACCUGUGCAAGGUCCAUCUUCAUAUUCGAUGAAAUGGACAAGAUGCACGCUGGCCUCAUAGAUGCCAUCAAGCCUUUCCUCGACUAUUAUGACCACGUGGACGGGGUCUCCUACCAGAAAGCCAUCUUCAUAUUUCUCAGCAAUGCGGGGGCAGAAAGGAUCACAGACGUGGCUUUAGAUUUCUGGAGAAGCGGAAAGCAGAGGGAAGAGAUCAAGCUCAAAGACAUGGAACCGGCCUUGUCUGUGUCAGCCUUCAACAACAAGAACAGUGGCUUCUGGCAUAGCAGCUUAAUUGACCGAAAUCUCAUUGAUUAUUUUGUUCCCUUCCUCCCCCUGGAAUACAAACACCUAAAAAUGUGCAUCAGAGUUGAAAUGCAGUCCCGAGGCUUUGAAAUCGAUGAGGACAUUGUAACCAAAGUGGCCGAGGAGAUGACAUUUUUCCCCAAAGAGGAGAGAGUUUUCUCCGACAAAGGCUGCAAAACUGUGUUCACCAAGUUAGAUUACUACUACGACGACUGACUGCUUCGAGUUGGAGGAGAAGGAACUCGGCACUUGGCUCCGUGCCCUGGAGGAGGACAGAGCAGAUGCUUCCUGCUGGACCGAACGGGAACCUUCCUGAGCAGUUUUCAUCCACCGGGGCCUCCGGGCGUCACCCCCUACAGAUCACGGACCUCGGAACAGCCCCAGAGCCUUCCGGGGCGGUGGCAGCGGCCAGCUCCCCGUCCACUCGUAUGAGGGCUCAUGAUUUUUAAAAAAAUCAUGUUUUAAUUUCAAGUGUUUCUGUUUCAAGGAAGGAUGUCUAAGUUUUACUGAAAAUGUGGUAACUUUAUUUAAAAUGUUUUUAACCUUAUGAGAAACUUUUCAGACUCUAUGUUAUUGGCUUUACGUGUUUUUCGAAGUUCCCGUCACCAUAUCCUAGACACCGAUGUCUCUACUGAAAAGAAGCCCAAGGCUGGGUCCUUGGCACACGGUCCCUAGGAUGGCAGAACCGGGGACCAAGGCUGGAGCCGUGAUCAGACCUGUCACAGGAUGUCCAUCGCAAGGGGCAACGAUGUGUUUGGAUACAGGGAAAGUAUGUAAGCGGACACACGUGGGGGGGCGCCUGGGUGCCUCAGUUACGCGGUCGACUCUUGAUUUUACCUCAGGUCGUGAUCUCGCAGUUCGUGAGUUCGAGCCCCGCGUCGGGCUCCUCGCGGACAGUGCAGAGCCUGCUUGGGAUUCUCUCUCCCCGUCUCUGCCUGUCCCCUGCCCAUGCUCUCUCUCAAAAAUAAAUUUAAAAAAAUUUAAAAAAAGGAGGACCCACUGAGGCCCCUCACAGAUAAGCCUUAAGUACCCUUUCCAAGGGUUUUGAUCUCGGUAACAUUGUGAACAUUCGCGAGAGACAGAGUUUCCUUGCAAUAAAAAUAUUUCCAGCU